UUUUUCAAAUAGGUAGGUCAAAAAUUUAUGACAGGUGCUAGUAAUACAAGAGCAGUAGAUUCUAGUAUUGUUCCACCUAAUAUAAGACAAUAUUUCACAGAAAAGGAUAAUAAAAUAUAUGUUCAAGGACUUUAUGUAGAUUCUCCUAAUUGCUUACUUAGAGAAACUGCAUAUCGUAUAUUUCUAUAUCCUGAUGAGGAACAAGAAUAUCUGCUACAAGAACUUUUAAAUUCUAGAUAUAUUUUGGCUAAAUUAUGUGGAUUUUCAUCUUAUGCUCAUCGAGCUGUUAAAGGAAGUACCAUAGAAACACCUGAAGUAAUAUAUGAAUUUCUUAAUAUCUUAAAUGAUAAUUUAAAGUCUAAAACAAUGCAAGAUUUUAAUGAAAUGCAAAAGAUGAAAAAUAUUGAAUCACCCAUAAAACAGAAAAUAAUGCCAUGGGAUACAGCUUAUUUUACAGCAAAAGCAAAAAGAAAUUGGUUAAAUAUAUCUAUUACUGAAUUUGCACCUUAUUUUUCACUUGGUGCUUGUAUGGAUGGAAUUAAUAUAUUAAUACAAGCAUUAUAUGGUAUCCGAUUGGAAUAUGUACCAGUUUUACCUGGUGAAGUUUGGGCAAAUAAUGUACAUAAAAUUGCUGUAAUAGAUGAAAAUGAAGCAGUUUUAGGUUAUAUAUAUUGUGAUUUUUUUGAAAGAGAAGGAAAACCUAAUCAAGAUUGUCAUUUUACUAUUAGAGGUGGAAGGCAAUUAUCUGAUGGAUCUUAUCAAAAUCCUAUAGUAGUAUUAAUGUUAUCAUUACCAGUUCCAACAUGGUCCAAGCCAUGUUUACUUAGUCCUUCUUCUGUAGAAAACUUAUUCCAUGAAAUGGGUCAUGCAUUACAUUCUAUGCUAGGUAGAACAAAAUAUCAGCAUGUAACAGGAACUAGAUGCAGUACAGAUUUUGCAGAAGUUCCAAGUGUUUUAAUGGAAUAUUUUGCAAGUGAUCCAAGAGUUGUAUCCACAUUUGCUAGACAUUUUCAAACUUUUGAACAAAUACCAAUAGCAUUAUUAGAUAAAUUAUAUGCUUCAAAAAAUAUAUUUUGUGCUUCUGAAUUACAAAAUCAGAUAUAUUAUAGUAUGUUAGAUCAAGUUUAUCAUAGUGGGCAAUUAGAAAAGUCAUCAACUGAAAUUUUGAAAGAAAUACAAGGAAAAUACUAUGAACUUCCUUAUGUUGAAAAUACUGCAUGGCAAUUAAGAUUUUCUCAUUUAGUUGGAUAUGGUGCGAAAUAUUAUUCUUAUUUAGUAUCUCGAGCAAUUGCUUCUUGGAUAUGGCAAACAUAUUUUCAAGGAGAUCCUUUCAAUCGAACAGCAGGCAAUCGAUAUUGGAAAGAAUGCUUAGCACACGGAGGUGGAAAGCUCCCUUCUAAAUUAGUAUCUGAUUUUUUAAAUAAACAGGCUAAUGCUAGUAAUCUUGCAAAAUCUUUACUUUAUGAAAUUGAUAUAAAAACCAAACAUGUAGAAAAAUUAAGAGGAUAAGAAAACCGCUAAAAAAGAUUAUAUAUUUAAAAAAAUAUCUUUUUAAAGAUAUGAAAUAUUUAUAAAAUUUUCUUGUAUAUAAUUUUUUUAACAAAAUAUUCAUGAUGAUUUAUAAUACGUUUAAAAUAAGUAUUAUAUAAAUACAUCAUUAUUUCAAUUAUAAUUGUAAAAACAAAUAAUUUUAUAAUUUAAUAUUUUAUCUUGUAAAUAAAAUGUAAAUAUCAUGCACAAA
Messenger RNA from Apis florea (little honeybee), 1741 nucleotides. RefSeq names its product mitochondrial intermediate peptidase. Gene Ontology annotation, biological process: peptide metabolic process. Gene Ontology annotation, cellular component: mitochondrion. The record is from RefSeq and is a predicted model, not a curated record. Gene Ontology annotation, molecular function: metalloendopeptidase activity. NCBI's taxonomy places the organism in Eukaryota, Metazoa, Arthropoda, Insecta, Hymenoptera, Apidae.